CCUCCUCUGAACCCGAACUGAACUGUUGCUAGCAGAGCAGAGGGCAGCGGCAGCGCAGCCCAGCGUUAGGGUUGCCUGCGAGUGCGAAGGAGACAAUUAACCAUCUAACAAGCAUUUGCCAUAAAACAGACGAGAUCAAAGCAUCAAUCAUGAGUUAUAUGAGAAGCAGCUGUGGCUCCAGCCUCAAUCUGGAUCAUGCGCUGGCCGCACGCGAACUGGAUCACACGGAGCGCAGCAAUCUGGAGGCGAGCAUCUUCAGGCAGCGUCUACAUGCGGCCGAGAAUCUCUAUCAGCGAAAUUUAGCCGGCCACUAUGGCUGUGUGAAUGCGCUGGAGUUUAGCCAUGGUGGCGAAUACUUGGCAUCUGGUGGCGAUGACAAGCGUGUGCUGCUUUGGCAUGUGGAUCAAACUCUAGCAAGUGUGGGGCAGGAGCAGCCCAAUGUCAUGUACGGGGAACAUGCCAGCAACAUCUUCUGUCUGGGUUUCGAUAGCCACAACAAGUAUAUCUUCUCUGGCGGCAAUGAUGAUCUGGUCAUACAGCAUGAUCUGGGCACUGGCAAGAACUUGAAUUACUUUUCACACGACGGUCCGGUUUAUGGCCUCAGCGUGGACAGGACGAGCACGAAUUUGUUCAGCGUCGCCACUGAGCAUGGCGAGAUUCUCGUCUAUGAUCUGCGUGCGGGCAAAACGGAUCCUUUGGCCAUUGCCAAGUUUCGCACGCCAUUCAAUGCUGUUGAAUUUCAUCCACUCAAUGGCAACUUUUUGGCCACGGCCAAUGCCAAACGUGGCGCCCAGCUUUGGGAUCUGCGUCAUCACACACAAGCUCUUUGUCAAUACAAUUACAUAACCGAAUCUCCCAGCUGCAUGAGCGUGCGCUUCAAUUGCAAUGGGAGCUUAUUGCUCACCCUGCAUCGUCGCUUGCCACCCAUUUUGUAUAGUCCCAGCUCAUCGGAACCGUUGUGCUCCUUUUAUCAUGAUGAAUACUUUAAUUCCUGCACCAUGAAGAGCUGCACCUUUGCUGGGCCACAGGAUGAGCUCGUCGUCUCUGGUUCGGACAACUUUAACAUGUUCAUCUGGCGUCUGGAUGGCGUUGAUUUGGAGAAGAAGAAUCAGUGGAUAGAUACGCUGCCUGUGAUUCUGACUGGGCAUCGUUCCAUUGUCAAUCAAGUGCGCUACAAUCGUCAACGCUGUCUACUCGCUUCCUCUGGUGUGGAGAAGAUUAUCAAGUUCUGGAGCCCCUUUGCCCAACAUGGCUGGGAGGGUUCGUUGAUGGAGCCUUCUGAUACGCCUUAUUGCACGCGUACACUGCAUCGCAAUGCGUCGGAUCAUGUGUCUCAGGAUUUCAGCACACGCAAUAUGGAAGAGGAUCAGGUGAUGCUUGCCUUCUUCGACACGUUGGUACAACGCGAGCUGGAAGCGUGGAACUGCAUGAGCAGCACAGGCAAUGCCACUGGACAUCAGACAAUCAGCAGCGACAGCAGCUCGGUCAGCUCCACAGAGCACAGCGAGAGCAGCACACAAUCGGAGGAGGAACAGAGCGAAGUUGAUACCCCCAAUGUUAGUGAACUCAGCUGGCUAACGCAUCCGAAUCGCAUCUUCUAUCUGAUAGCUAAAAAGCGCCGAGCGUUGUUGGAGCUGGCAGUGAAGGGUACCGGAGGACAACAUCGCAAUGUGGAGCAGCUGCUGGCACGACUGAUGGGGGAACAGCGACAAGUGGCCACACAGGCGCGCAUCAGCGAGUGGCUGGAGGAGACGCAUCGUCUAUUUGGCGAUGACGAUUUACCCACCACAUCCGCUGAGGCGGCGGCAAGGGAACGCAGUCGUCGGGAGUCUAUUUCGCAGCCCGCCAGUCGCAGUCCCAGGAAGCCGCCCGAGCUGCGUAAGGUGGAAUCGCUGCAGACCUCUUUUGAGCAGCUGGAUCGCAAGCGAAAGCUGAUGCGUUUACGGUUUGCGGCCAUCAAACGAAGAUGCACGGUGCGACGUCCAAGAGUUGAGGUACAGGAGAAUGAUACUGCUGACGCCUACGAUGCAGACUGGGCUGAAGAGGAGGAUGAUAAUUUGCCGCCUUUGGGGGCCCACGAAGCUAACGAUGUCAACAACGACGACGAUGACAGCAACAGCAAUCCUGAUGACAGCACGUCCAACACAUCGAUGGAGGCACAAUUGUCGCAGGCGCCAAGCACCUCGAAUUCACUGCAUUUUGUGUUGGACGCCACCGAGGCCAACAAUAAUAGCCAAAUGGCCGAGAAUAACAAUAAUAAAAUCAACAAUCAAAUCCCGACCACUGGGACCUGUCACUCAGAGACAACCACAUCCACUACGUCCUCCUCGAGUCAGACAAACAUUUAAAUUCAAUUCGGGAGCAACAUGUUUGUGCUCGAAAACAUUUGCGUUUCAGUUUUGUAAAACUGCUCUUCCGUUUUCUAAUUUUAUUGUUGAAAUAUUCUUCAAUCUUUUUCACUACACACUACACGCUUUCUUUUUUUUUGCAUAAUUUGUUGAUCUCUGAAAAUGUUGAAAUUCGGGUAAACUAAACAAUAAAUUCAUUACAUUCUGAGUAUAUAAAUUUCAUGUAUUCAUUAGAUCUAAGAGCUGAUCAUUACAAAGAAAAACAAUUGCAAAUGGAAUUUGGAUGUUUAAAUGUGAUUGAAAUGAAUUAUACGAUGUGUGUAUGUCUAUCUAUUAACAUAUUUAAUAUAAGUAUACAAAAGUAUGCAACUCUAGCGCAGAAAACCACAAAGAAAAACAGUAACAAGUAAUGGCAAAAGAAAAUAUUUAUAUGUUGCCGUUGAAGCUGUCAACAAACUGAUUAAGCUAAGAGUGUGAACUUGAAACAAUGCAGCAACAAAUUUGUAUAAGUGUAAAAUGUUUCGAUGUCAAAUCGAUCGCGUAUUGUACUUACAGAUAAUGAAUGCAUCUCUAUGCAGGGGAGAGUACAGAUAACACAGUUUAUUAUAGAUUGCAAGUAUUCUGUUUAGAUUUUAUUGAAUGCUAGAACAUCUGUGAACUGUAUAAUGCCUACAAUAAUUUAUGCAUAAUAUUAAUAAUAAACUCUUAAUGAAAACAUACUAAUGGCUAAACGGUACUGUACGCUACUACAAUUGAAAAAAGGUCGAGUAUGCAUGUUGUGUAUAAGUGUGCUUAAGAAGAAGAAUGCGGCUGAUAACUGGUAAGUAAACAA
Molecule: messenger RNA, 3180 nt
Organism: Drosophila sulfurigaster albostrigata
Lineage: Eukaryota; Metazoa; Arthropoda; Insecta; Diptera; Drosophilidae
Product: DDB1- and CUL4-associated factor 5
Exons: 7
Coding region: 150-2348 (732 amino acids)
Biological process (GO): negative regulation of fatty acid biosynthetic process
Cellular component (GO): cytoplasm; Cul4-RING E3 ubiquitin ligase complex
Molecular function (GO): protein binding
Source: RefSeq, a predicted model, not a curated record